UACUUCAAGGUUAGGAUUUUGAUGUACAUAUUUGGGGAUUCGUGACCCUCAUUACAUAUUUCCGGUUGAAAUUUUACCUUUUCUAGUAAUUUUUGCUCUUAAAUUUUAAAAUUCAAUAUAUUUCCUAAUGCUUUUAGGUCCGGAUCUUCAAAAGACGUUAGGAAAACUUGAGUUUGCUUACCGUCAGACCGAUCGGUCUGAUGUAAAACAUAAUUAUGUUUUACUUUGAAGUAAACUGAUGAGCCAAGCUGAGAUUCUCGAGCCUCUUUUUUGAAGAACAAAUUAUGCAAAUCACAAGUUUCGAGGAUCCGACAUAGGAGGUGAUUACAAGCAGUCCACACAAAAUGUAGUUUCAUGAUUGCAGCUAGCUUUUUUUUCGGACGCAUUGCAGACUUUUUGGGCAGACUUCGGGACACUGUCCCACGUAAGUAGAUCUACCCGAAUUUUUCGCCCCAAAAAGUCUGCAAUGCGCCCAAAAAGAUGCUAGCUGGAAUUAUUCUUAUUCUAACUUAUUCUAACCUAUUCUUCGAUAAUGCCUUUUUAUGGUAAACGAAGAUCUACUCACUAUCUUCUGAAAAAACUCUGGUCGUGCUUAAACAGAGAGCUGGGUGCCGAAUGAAGUCUUUUCGUUCUGUCGUUAUAACGACGGUCCGUUCUUAAUAUGUAUCGUGGAGGCUGGAACAACGCUGAUAAUCAAACCCAGCAGGUUCUAAUCUACUCCUGAAAAUGAUUCGAAAAAGAACAGGGUGCUGAAUUAGUGCCAGUCAUGAUGAAAACCUGCACAGAGUUCUAGUCUGUGCCAUUAAAAAAUCCAUUUCACAAGAGAAUCCGAAUUUACUCACUAUAGAAUGUUAGAAUUAUUUCAGAAUUAUUGAGAUUUAAUUCAGCAUUAUUAUAAGCUUGUGUGCGCAGAAAUUCUGCAAACUUCUGCAUUGCGCCCGAAGCAAACGCUAGCUGGGCUUCCAUAUCGCUAUUCGCAAAAAUCAUAUAGACACGUGUUAACAGAAUAUUGUCCACUAAUACAGCGUAAGGAUCAAAAAUCACAGAAUGGUGAGAUAAUUCAAACUCUAGAUAACACUAGUAACUAUUUGUAGAGACAGCAGACUUUCAAAUGAAGGGCUAUGGAUUCCAACUAAAAUUUGGCUGAUGGAAUAUUGUCUGUCAAGUAAUACAAGUGAGAUUCUCGUAUUCAGCGUUUUAUCGAGUGUAUAAACAUGCGCGUGGUUGCUUUGUCGUAUUACUGCUGUAGAAUACGUUCCAGAAGUGUUUCCUUUUGGUAUUCUGACUUCAUCUUGACACCAUUUAUUUCUUUACGAUGACCAGUGUGUUAAGCAAUGUAAAUAAGUGCACUCUUUCUGAUUCACGGAUAAAUAAAGUAGAUCUCGCAUUGCUUUUGUCUUUAAACAUAAUAAGUAGAGGUAUUUUAUUUAGUAAUCAUCUUAUGUGUGUGUAAACUACAUUACCGUUGUCACUAUUUUGAAGUUUAGAUUAUGUCAGACGAAGAUUCGAUAAGAAUUAAACUUAUUCUCUUAGGCGAUUCGGGAGUGGGAAAGUCGAGGUUUGUUCAGUGUAUAAUACCGAAAUCUUACUUUUUAUUUUCUUCAACAAAGUCUAAUCCGCCGAUUUGUUGAUGACCAGUUUCUUGUGAAUGAGGCGGCAACAAUUGGUUUCGACUAUAAACCAUAUCAGAUGGUUUUGGAUGGUGAGACUGUACAGUUUAAUAUAUGGGAUACAGCUGGUGCAGAACGCUACAGUGGUUAUCUAACUCCUUCGUUUUAUCGUCACGCCAAUGGUGCCCUUUACGGUACGUUUGGUAUCAAAUGACUUUCUACCAUCGUUUCCCCUCUUAGUAUAUGACGUUACUUCUAUGCAAAGUCUAUCUGGAGUAAAGUAUUGGGCAGAACAAACAGAACAGUUCUGUGGCGGUCGGCUUUUAAAAAUGCUUGUUGGGAAUAAAAUUGAUUUGGAUGGCCGAGUAGUUUCUAAAAAGGAAGGUUCAGAUUUCGCCCGACAAUUGGGAUCACUUUUUGUGGAGACUAGCGCGAAAACAAGUGAGAACGUUCGUGAUGCAUUCGUAGAGCUUGUUCGAAAAGCUUACCAGUCAACUUAUUAUUUGGUUAAUGAGCAAGGUUUUUCACUCGGUUUCACUGUAAUCGCAACUUACUAUGUAUUCAGGUUGGCUCAAAACGCUCCUAUUAUGUUGAGGUAUAUUAUGGUUAAGUGUACGACUUCUACUGAAGAAGUUAGACAUAUUCAGAUCGAGUUUGAACAGAAAAACGCAAAAUUAGGUCACAAGACACAGUUUUGUUCCCUGAGGUGCUUUGAAAAUUCAACCGGAUGCAAGAUACUUCAAGAUCCUGAAUUCAGAGCAUCAUCUUCAUCAUCAAGACCACCUCAGGGUAUACCAUUACAAUCUAAACAACCAGAUCCACCACCUUCAACGUGUUCGUGUUAACAUCUGAAAUUAUAUCUGUGGUCCAGCGGUAUAUGUGUGUUUAUCUUAUCCAGAUCCAAUUCACGUAACAAUCGAAAUCAGCCUGUUUUCUUGAAUGGAACCAAAUACAAAUCGUCAGCACGUUCAAUGCCUGUGAUUCACACAUCGCCUUAUCCAUUCUCCCCGCCCCAUUUGUCUCUCCUGUAUACAUCCUUCCACCGGUCAUUACUUCAUAUACUGCAUAAAUUUUAAUUCGUAUAAUUUACAACUGUAUUGUAAGAUUAUUUCCGAAGUAUUCAUGUUUAAUUUCACCAUUUGUUAAUGAUAUACAUAUAUAUAUAUAUUGUUUUUAUCAUUAUCAUUAUUAUCAUACAGUAAAAAUGUAUAACACUUUUGAUAUUUGGAUAAUCUGGUCAUGGGAAAUAAAAAUUUCCAGUAUUUCAACACUGGCUUAUGAACCAGUUGAAGUUAGUUAACACUGAAUGUAUUCAAUUUUAUGGCUUGUCGCGAUGCUUUUCAUCCCUUUUAUCUUUUCAAACAUUUUAAACACCAUUGAAGAAGAUAUUUCCUUGGAUUUAAUCUGUAUGGAGUCAAAAUUGGGUAGUUUUGUGACCUUAAACUUCAUUUAGGUCAUAAUAUGUGACUUUCGUCACGUGUUUAUGCAUGCUUUCUUGAUUGUCAUUUGUGGUAUAAAGCGGAUCAUAUAAGCCGUACUGGUUGACGUGAGUGGUAUCCAGCUACUCAUCUCAGUCAUUCAGUAGUACAGUAUGCGGUUCCGUUAGAACGGGGUUCGAUCCCAUGC
Trichobilharzia regenti is the source of this 3236-nucleotide messenger RNA. Lineage: Eukaryota; Metazoa; Platyhelminthes; Trematoda; Strigeidida; Schistosomatidae. The record is from the annotation of a GenBank genome assembly.